CCAUAAUGUAGUUCUACUUUUUCAGGGUUAUUCAAUUUAAGGAAUCAUGUUCUGUUUUCUACUACUUGUUUUGAUUAUUGUAUCAUGCCUGAUAACUUUCCUUUAUGUUUACAUUUCUUACAACUAUGAUUACUGGAAGAAGAAGAAAGUUCCUUUCAUCCAACCGAGUUUUCCAUUUGGCAAUUUUGGUGAUGUCAUAAUGGGAAGGAAAUCAUUCAUAGAUCUUUCCAUAGAACAGUACAGACAGUUUCCAAAUGAAAGAUAUUUUGGGGUUUUUGAUUUUGGCACUCCUGUUUUGGUGAUAAGAGAUCCUGUGAUUGUAGAAAAACUCUUGGUUUCAGACUUUCCAGUAUUUUGCAACAAAAGGGUCGACUCAAGUAGUAUGAAUAAUGAAUUCUUUGCCAAGUUUCUCGGAGGUAUGCAGGAUCAAGAUUGGAGAGAUUUGAGAAUGAAACUCAACACAGCUUUUUCAUACAACAAGUUGAAACAGAUUUUUGAUAACAUUUCUUCAAAUGCCGAUGAUUUGGUUUCAAAGAUAAACGUAUACCACAGUAACAAUGAAGAAGCAACUGCUAAAAGCUUAUCGUCUCUGUUUUCAUACAAGGCCAUCACAAGUAGUCUCUUUGGUUUUGAAUGCGACGAUUCAUUCUAUAAUUUGCUUAUGAAUACGUCUAAGAAAACCUUCAUCAGAUUUAACAUUUUAGAGUGUGUAUUCACAGUAUUUUUUUAUGUGCCAAAACUAGUGAAUUUGCUAUUCUACAUACCGAGUGUGAAUAAGGUUCUGAAGUUCUACAAAGAUUUGAGCUUAGCUGCUGUGAAAGCCCGCAAGGACAGUUCAGGUAGAAGAAGUGACAUUCUUCAAAUUUUACUCGAUUUAAAAAACAAUGAGUUGAAAAACAACCGAGAGAAUCCUUUGCAUUCAGACAAAACUGGAAAAGAUCAAAUCUUACCCCCAAAAUGUACAAUGACUGGUGAUUAUUCCAAAAGUGACGAAGAUGGCUUCAUCACAGCUCAGGUGUUUUCUUUUAUGUGUCUUGGCGCCAACGGCCUCACCACAGCAUUAGCAGUGUUACUGACUGACUUAGCAUCCAAUCCCUCGGUACAGACCAAAGUCCAAGCAGAGAUUGACGAAAUGUUGAUAAAAACCAAGGAAAUCAGCCCUAAUACUUUGCAGCAAUUAAAAUACCUCGAUGCAGUUAUUCAAGAGUCUCUGCGUUUGAAUCCUGGGUUUGCCGGGCCCCUAAGGACCUGCUCAUCCCCCUACACUCUGCCAGGAACAGACCUAGUUCUGGAGACAGGAACAACAGUGAUGAUUCCAACUUGUGGCAUCCAUCUGGACCCAAACAACCAUCCAGAUCCGGAACUCUUCCUUCCAGAACGCUUCAUUGACAACAAUUUCAAAACAAGUGGUGCAUAUUUGCCUUUUGGUGCCGGACCGCGUAUUUGUCUGGUUUAUAGACUGGUUAUCCUAAUGCUGAAGGUGGCAGUAACUAAAGUGCUCUGCAAGUAUUCACUAAGGCUCAGUCCAAACGCUAAACUUCCAUUACGCUACAAAGCCUCAUUCUUGGGCAUUCUUGAGGAUGAAUUAUGGCUGAAGUUCGAACCAAGAAUUUCUAUUAAGUCUAUGAAUACAAGUGAAUAA
This is a messenger RNA of Macrosteles quadrilineatus (aster leafhopper), 1642 nucleotides long. Its product is annotated as cytochrome P450 6B5-like. The coding region runs from base 47 to 1642 and encodes 531 amino acids. Lineage: Eukaryota; Metazoa; Arthropoda; Insecta; Hemiptera; Cicadellidae. The transcript is spliced from 4 exons. Gene Ontology annotation, molecular function: heme binding; monooxygenase activity; oxidoreductase activity, acting on paired donors, with incorporation or reduction of molecular oxygen. The record is from RefSeq and is a predicted model, not a curated record.